AAGAUUUGGUAGUUGCGGUGGCCCGCGCGCAGCGGCGUUUUCACAAAGCCGAGGACAUGGAUUCAAAAGAGGAAGCGAGUGGGAGUGAAGGCGAAGAGUACGUGUACAGGAUUAGUACGGCUAAGGAGUGGGAAGUCUUGCAGAAAGAUGGAUCUAUUUUUGGUGGAGAUCUUGAUAAAUUGUCCGGUUUUAUCCACCUCAGCAAGCUCCUCCAGGUUAAGUCAACAUUGCAAAACUUCUUCUUGAACACUAAUUUGGAGUUGUAUUUGCUUCAAAUUGACGCUAAGAAGCUUGGGGAUGGAUUGAUAUAUGAAGUUGUAGAUGGUACCAAUAGCUUCCCCCAUUUUUAUGGGCCGAAACGAAGUUUCAUUCCUCUCCCUUUCGAGGCAGUUGUCAAAGCAGAGAAGAUUACCGUAUCAGAUGGCCAGUUCAUUUGUAGUCUGUUGAAUUAAGCUGUUAUAUUGUGAUUUGACAUAUUAUUCAGGCAUUUUGUUGUGAAUCUCUUGGACAUAAGAGACGGGCAUUUUCUUGUAUAGAUCAUAUAAUUGUAGCAUACAAUCGUAAAGUUGUGUUAGAUAA
Molecule: messenger RNA, 579 nt
Organism: Hevea brasiliensis (rubber tree)
Lineage: Eukaryota; Viridiplantae; Streptophyta; Magnoliopsida; Malpighiales; Euphorbiaceae
Exons: 3
Coding region: 57-452 (131 amino acids)
Source: RefSeq, a predicted model, not a curated record